Molecule: messenger RNA, 2138 nt
Organism: Mangifera indica (mango)
Lineage: Eukaryota; Viridiplantae; Streptophyta; Magnoliopsida; Sapindales; Anacardiaceae
Product: glycosyltransferase BC10-like
Exons: 11
Coding region: 582-1760 (392 amino acids)
Cellular component (GO): membrane
Molecular function (GO): glycosyltransferase activity
Source: RefSeq, a predicted model, not a curated record
UCUGAUUUUCUCUCUCCCUUCUUCUCUCUGAAACAACCAAACAAACCAUUACAAAUAUGAAUAAAUAAUAUUUAAAAUAAUAAUAACUAUUAUUAUUAUUUUUUUAAAAUAUUUGAGAGAGAAGAGAGAGAAAUAAUUUUAUUUUUUAAAUAUAUUUUUAUUUAUAAACAAUUUCCACAAACAAACACGAAAACGAAUCGUCUAAGUAAUCAAAAUCAUCACAUUCACAUACAUAAUAUUUUUUUAAAAAAAUAAUUAAUAAAUAAGAAAAUCAUUUUAUUUUUAUUUAAACUCUGUUUCUCUUUCUCUAAUAGUUUUUUUAUUAUUAGUUCAAGUCUGGUUUUGUUGAGCUCUAGAUCUUGAUAACCAAAUAAAGAAAGUUUCAGAUUCAAGAUCUUUAAAUCCAAAGACUUCAAGUCUCCACUUCCUUUAAUUGGAGAUCUAUUUCUCUUUCUCUUUCAGCUCAGGUAUUCAUUUCUUAGUUUCAGAUUAUUGAACAAUUAUUAAUUGUUCAGAUGCAAAUAAUUACAUUAUGUGGAGGUAGAUAAAGCUUGUGAUAUCUUUAUGCUGAGUAAAAUAAGAUGAAGUCGGUAAAAGCAUGGCGUGUAGGCAACAUGGGAGAUCUACAGAUUUUGCCGGGGACUCGCCACCGCCCCCAGUUGAAGAGGCCGGUGUGGAUUAUGGGGUUGGUGUCAUUGGUUAUUCUGUUUCUAGUUUGUGCUUACAUAUAUCCACUCCAUAGUCGCGGUGCCUGUUCCGUGUUUUCUGCUAGAGGUUGCACCUUAACUGAUUGGCUUCCACCAGAUCCGGUAAGGGAACUGACCGAUGAAGAGAUUGCAUCUCGUGUUGUUAUUAGGGAUAUAUUGAACACGCCUCCUGUUCAGUCCAAAAAUUCUAAAAUUGCUUUCCUGUUCUUGACUCCUGGUCCAUUGCCUUUUGAGAUGCUAUGGGAUAAGUUUUUUCAUGGUCAUGAGGGUAGAUUUUCAGUUUUUGUCCAUGCCUCAAGGGAUAAACCAGUGCAUUUUAGUCGAUACUUCAUUAAUCGGGAAAUACGCAGUGGCCAGGUUGUCUGGGGAAGAAUUUCCAUGAUUGAUGCAGAGAGAAGAUUAUUGGCUAAUGCUCUCAAAGAUCCUGAUAAUCAGCAUUUUGUGUUACUUUCUGAUAGUUGUGUACCCCUGCAUGAUUUUGACUAUGUCUACAACUAUCUGAUGUACUCAAAUACGAGCUUCAUUGACUGCUUUAAAGAUCCUGGUCCACAUGGCAGUGGCCGGUAUUCUGAACACAUGUUGCCGGAAAUUGAGAGAAAAGACUUUAGAAAGGGUGCACAGUGGUUUACAAUGAAGCGGCAGCAUGCUCUGAUAGUUAUGGCUGACAGUCUUUACUACUCUAAAUUCCGUGAUUACUGCAAGCAUGGUGUGGAUGGUAAAAAUUGCAUUGCUGAUGAGCAUUACUUGCCGACCUUUUUCUACAUGACUGAUCCUGGUGGUAUUGCCAACCGGUCGGUUACUCAUGUUGAUUGGUCUGAAAGGAAGUGGCAUCCAAAAUCUUACAAGUCUCAAGAUGUUUCUUAUGAACUUCUAAAGAAUAUUACGUCGGUGGAUGCGAGUGAGCAUGUGACAAGUGAUAACCAGAGGACUGUGCUGUUACGGCCGUGCCUAUGGAAUGGUAUCAGACGGCCGUGUUACUUAUUUGCCAGGAAAUUCUAUCCAGAUACCAUCGAUAACAUGUUAAAUCUUUUCACCAAUUAUACAACACUAUGAGUGAAAUAUUAUUUUUUACUCUUAUAUUCUUUGGUGGGAUCGAUAGUGCUUUCUUUCGACCUCCUAUCUCUCCUUAGCUCCCAGUUGGGAAGUUGUAAAUUGCCACAUCAUUAUUGAGAUUAGAAUGUUCCCUUAACACAAUUCUUAAGUGCAAGAGGCAACAUGGAGAGCUAUUAGAUUUGACUUGAGUUUUCAGGCUGGAGGCUAACAACUCAUUGUUGCUUCCUUGGGGCUGGGUAAUUUGUUGUCCAUUUUUUUCUUUUUUGUUUUUAACCUCCAUUUUGGACAGAAAAUUUUGGGGGAUGUUUUAAGUUGUAAUUUAUGUUGAAUUUUUGUAAAACUUUGAACAUAUAAAGUUGCAAACUAGUUAAAAGUGCA